CACGUGACCCGGCUGUCGGGGCCCUGUUGCUAGUCAAGUCGGUCCGCUCGCAGUCAGGCGCAAUCUCGCUUACACACACACACACACACACAGUGACGGACGGAGCAGGGAAACCGCGACAACCAGUCGAGUGGGAUGCCCGAGGUUUGCAGGCGUUGUGACAUUACCUGGAGGGGCGGCGCUCCUGUGGGGAUACAGCUGAUGGACAGGAGUCCCUCCUCCUCCUCCUCCGCCUCCUCCUCCUUCUCCUCCGCCUCCUCCCGCUCUUCCUCUCACACUUGCUGCCAGGAUCAGAUGAUGAGGAUGCAGCACGACGGCGGCGACAGUCAAGCAGCGCCGGGAUCGAGCACGAGCCGCGGGACAUGCUGAGCGGACGCCGUAGCGGUUCACAUGUGGUUCUUCCUGGAUGUUCAGUCAUGACAAGUGCCUUCCCGACACCUAUUUUCCAACUUUUCUGACAUUUUUUUGGACCCUGCGAGAGGUUUUCACUGAUGUCCAGGGACUCGCAUAUACUAUGCACUAUCGCUGUCUCGCACUCAUCGUCGAACCUGUAACCCCCAGCAAGGGACUCUUGAAGUGAGGACCCUCCGCCCUCAUUCCCGCAACCAUCCACGGGUAGAAUCUCCUCGUACGACGCAGGGAUGUUCGCCUCCGUGGAGCACGGUCCGGUCCUCUGCAGCGACUCCAACAUCCUGUGCCUGUCCUGGAAAGGCCGCGUGCCCAAGAGCGAGAAGGAGAAGCCGGUGUGCCGAAAGCGCUACUACGAGGAGGGCUGGCUGGCCACCGGGAACGGCCGCGGCGUCGUCGGCGUCACGUUUACAUCCAGCCACUGCAGGCGAGACCGGCACACCCCGCAGCGGGUCAACUUCAACCUCAGAGGGCACAACAGCGAGGUGGUCCUGGUGCGAUGGAAUGAGCCCUUCCAGAAACUGGCCACCUGCGAUACCGAUGGCGGCAUCUUUGUUUGGAUCCAGUACGAGGGCCGCUGGUCCGUGGAGCUGGUCAAUGACCGCGGAGCUCAGGUGAGCGACUUCACGUGGUCCCACGACGGCACUCAGGCUCUCAUCUCUUACCGCGACGGCUUUGUGCUGGUGGGGUCCGUCAGCGGGCAGAGACACUGGUCCUCCGAGAUCAAUCUGGAGAGUCAGAUCACGUGCGGUAUCUGGACACCCGACGACCAGCAGGUUUUGUUUGGCACCGCUGAUGGACAGGUGAUCGUGAUGGACUGCCACGGGCGCAUGCUGGCCCACAUUCUGCUGCACGAGUCGGACGGCAUCGUCAGCAUGUCGUGGAACUACCCCAGCUUCCUGGUGGAGGACAGCAGUGAGAGUGACACGGAUUCUGACGAUUACCCUUUACAGCGAGUGCACAGCCACAAACCUCUCAUGACCGUUAGCUUCACCUCCGGAGACCUCAGCCUCAUGAACAACUACGAUGACCUCUCCCCAACCCUCAUCCGCACCGGUCUGAAAGAUGUGGUCGUCCAGUGGUGUUCACAGGGGGACCUUCUUUCUGUUGCUGGCAUGGAGAAGACGCUCCUCUCGCAUGACUCGUCCUGUUUUCCUCCCAUCAGGAAUGCCAUUGUCAAGUUCUAUAAUGUUCGGGGUGAACACAUCUACACAUUGGAAACACCAGCACAGCGCCCCAUCACCACCCUCUGCUGGGGCCACCGGGAUUCCCGUCUCUUCCUGGCGUGUGGCCCGGCGCUCUACGUGGUGCGUGUGGAGCACCGUGUCGCCAGCCUGCAACUCCUCUGCCAGCAGGGCAUCGCGACCGCCGUGAAGGAGGAGAAGGACGUGGUCAAGCUCAGCAUGCCGUCACGCCUGUGUUCCUACGUCACUUCCGCUUUUAUCCCCACCAUCAAGCAGCCCAUUCCAGACCCCAACAACAUGCGUGACUUUGUCAGCUACCCAACAGCCGGCAAUGAACGUUUGCAUUGUACAAUGAAGCGAACAGAGGACAACCCGGAGGUGGGAGGUCCCUGCUACACUCUCUAUUUGGAGUACUUGGGGGGUCUGGUACCCAUUCUUAAAGGACGACGAAUAAGUAAACUACGCCCAGAAUUUGUCAUUAUGGACCCCAAGAUGGAUGGAAAAACAGAUGAAAUAUAUGGCAACAGUCUGAUCUCAGCAAUGGUUGACAGCUGCAACUGCUCAGACUCCAGUGACAUCGAGCUCAGUGAUGACUGGGUCGGAAAGAAGUCUCCAAAGAUAUCCCGGGGCAGCAAGUCCCCCAAGCUACCCAGAGACUUAGUUUGUCCCUUUACCAACAGAAUCAACAUCGAUCCCAGGAAAUCGCCAAAACUGUCUCGUGCCGCCCAAGAAGUUUCCAGGUCACCACGGCUACCAAUACGCAAACCCUCUAUUGGAUCACCUAGUCUAACGCGGAGAGAAUUUCCUUUAGACGACAUUACUCAGCAAAACUACCUUGCUCAGGUCACAUCAAAUAUUUGGGGAACAAAAUUCAAGAUUGUCGGGCUCGCUGCAUUUUUGCCAACAAACCUUGGUGCAGUCAUCUACAAAACCAGCCUCCUCCACCUGCAGCCCAGACAGAUGACAAUCUACCUGCCGGAGGUGCGGAAGAUCUCCAUGGAGUACAUCAACCUGCCCGUGUUCAGCCCCAACGUCUUCAGCGAGGACGAAGACGACCUGCCCGUCACUGGGCCGGCCGGCGGCGCCGACGACAACAACCCGCCCUGCACUGUCAACAUUCCAAUCGCACCCAUCCACAGUCCCGCCCAGGCCAUGUCCCCUGCCCAGAGUAUCGGCCUUGUCCAGUCCCUGCUGGCCAAUCAAAACGUUCAACUGGAUGUUCUAACCAACCCCACGGCCACCUCCCCAGGCGCUGCUGCUGCUGCUGCUGCUGCAGCAGUUGCUGGUUCUGACCAAAACCAGGACACCGUCCUUACAGCCCAGUACACAGGCCCCACUCGAUACUCCAGCCCUGGUCAGGUCAUCUUUGGAGGGCUUGACAUGAGUCGCCUCACGGUCGGAGCCUCACACUCUCAUCAGGCUUUACAACAACAACAGCAGCAGCAGCAACAGCAGCAGCAGCAGCAGUUACAACAACUCCAACACCAUCAGCAACUGCAGCACCAUCAACAGCUACAACAGCAGCAGCAACAGAUGUUCCAGCAGCAGCAGCAGCAACAACAGCUACAGCAGCAGCUUCAACACAUGCAGCAGCAACAGCAUCACCAACAGCAACAGUUCCAGCAGCACAUACUACAGCAGCAGCUCCACCAUCAGCAGCAAAUGCACCAGAUGCAGCAGCAACAACAACAGCAGCAGCAGCAGAUUCACAUUCAAAUCCCUGUUCCCUCCAUGCCCUCAGCACAGACCUCCGGAACGACCAUGCUGCCGACGGCUGCGCUGCAGAUCCAGAUCCCUCACCCGCCGUCUGAUCCGCUCGUCGAGAGGGGAGCCGCCGGCGAACACGAGAGCCUCCUGAAAAUAAAGACGACCCGUUCUGGUGCACAGCUGUCCGAGGCCGACACGGUGGUCUUCAGCACGCCGCCGGAUAUAAGUAAAAUGAACCCGCCACCUCCCUAUCCCGGAACUGUGGCCGCUGCAGUGGCGGCGGCUGCUGCUGCGGCGGCUGCUUCCAUGUCGGCCUCCGGCGCACCCUCAAAUGUCUCAUUGGGAACAAAUGGGGGCACCACUGGAGCUCCACCUCCUGAUCUCUGUGCAAAGAAGGGGGACAUACAACUGUAUCCCCUAAGUCAGCAGCAAAGCCAGUACCCUACACCACUGGGCUACGAGAGAAUCACCACCUUUGACAGCAGCGGUAACGUGGAGGAAGUCUGUCGUCCUCGAACCCGAAUUGUCUGCAAUCAGAAUGUCUACAGCAUGCAAGGGCCCGGAAGCUCUGCAACCCUCAGGGUCACCUCUUCAUCCUCGUCGUCGUCAGAAGGAAAGAAGAUCCAGUUGCCGUACAGCUCCGCCACACUCAACAGACUCGCUGCGCCUCGCUAUUCCAUACCGAGCGGGGACCCUCCCCCAUAUCCAGACUCGGCCAACCAGAAUAGCGGGAGGAACUCUGGACAGAAGCUGGACAGCAAUCUCAUCCAUGCCACUCUCAGGAGGAACAGCCGGGAGGCCACCCUUAAGGUGUCCCAAGUGAUCGAGCCGCCCAGACCGCUACCGCUGCCACCCAAAGCUAAAAAUAGCAGCGCUUUAGCUGCUUCCUACCAGCAGAGGGUACAAACGGCCUUAUACACUUGCAGUCAGUGUAGCAGCGGGUCCAGCCUUGGGGUCACGGCUCCAGGCAGCGCCAACGGGAUAGCAGGGGGCACCAUAAUCAGACAGGAUUUUCCUCCAGGGAACGGAGCGCCACACAGCACAGUCAUCGUACACUCCAACAGCGGCCCCCCCCUGGCCUCGCAGUCCUCUUACAGCCUGCUCAGUUCACUGGAAGGAUCCGGAAACACCACGGGAGGAGGCAGCGGCAGGGACCGGAUUGAUUAUGUGAAUUCAGCGUUUACCGAGGACGAAACACUCAGUCAGUCACUCAGGCAUUUGGCGUUAGGAGGAAAUGACAUGUCAGGCCUGCUCGUUAAACACCCCCCUCCUUACCAGUGGGACCCCGCCGCCACGGAGGAGGUUUGGGUCCCUCAGGAACGAACCGCAACGCUCAACCCGGGACCCCAAAAGCCGCCCCCACUUAUCCUCAGUCCGGCUCAGCACUUAGACGUGUCCAGGCUUCCGUACGUGCUGUCUCCGAAGUCCCCCACAACGCCCGGUGCCGCGACUUUUCAAGCCGCUGCCGGGUACCAAAUUUCCCUCCAGUAUCCUCCGGCCACCGCCUACUCGGGCGCCCACCUUCAGCCCAUCCUAACAUCACCGCGCCCCUGCUCCUCCCCAAAAGAAGUGGUGGCACCAGUGUCGCUCGCACAGCAGGACACAACCAUUGUCUUAUCUGCCGGGUACCCGGCCGGUCUAGCCAACUUAGCCUGCUGCCCUCUACCACCCAUGUACCCCGGGGGAAACUCUUGCGCCGGGAUUCCCAUUCCUCCCAUCGCCCUCCACACACCGUGGGGUACGUAUAACUCGUGCCCCCCUAUCCCAAGUCCUGCUGUGCCUCUACCACCAAAAGCUUCCCAUAUGGGGGUAGACAAAAACCCUCUUUCACCACCACCGCCGCCGCCUCCACCUCCUCCACCACCGCCCCCGCCGCCACCGCACGCAGAGUUGCAGAAUCACGCAGGUUUACAAGAAGCCAUGGGGGAAACCGGGGAAGGUUUCCAGGAAGUGCUAUCCUUAGCCGAGAGCCCUGUGCCGCCCAGAUCGGAGAAGUUCAGCAAGAAGAACCGCAAGAGGCCGGAUGGGCGGCCGGAGGAGGCCAACGUGUCCAAAAAGGAGGGCAGGGCACUGGGGGACUUCAACACCCUCAUUUCCAGUCCACGGCUGGGUGGGAGAGACAAGAAGAAGGUGAAAGGACCGAAGGAGCAGCUGAAGGCCAAGAAGCUGAGCAAGGCCGCAGCCAACAGCGAGUUCCAGGACAGCUCAGAGAGCGAGCAGGAGCUUUUCAUCAGCGGGGAUGAGCUGCUCAACCAAUGCCAGAGCGGCAAGAAAGGCUGGAAGACGAAGAGGAACCUCAGGACGGCCAGCGAACUGGAGGAGAUGAAAUGCCGGAAAGGCAAUGAAAAGGAGGACCGAGGGCUGGGCAGCCAGGGCUUCGUGUACGUCAUGGCGAACAAGCAGCCGCUGUGGAAUGAGGCCACGCAGGUGUAUCAGCUGGACUUCGGCGGACGUGUCACGCAGGAGUCUGCCAAAAACUUUCAGAUUGAACUUGAGGGCAGACAGGUGAUGCAGUUCGGUCGAAUCGACGGCAACGCCUACAUCUUGGACUUUCAGUACCCCUUUUCCGCCGUGCAGGCCUUCGCGGUGGCUCUGGCAAACGUCACGCAACGCCUCAAGUGAGACGCGCCCUGCCGUGCGUGGGAUCGAAGAAAGUCGCGUUUUUUUUUUUUUUUCUUCCCCCCCCCACAGCGACGCGCCCUGAAGGGGAGGGAUCCGAUCCCGCUGCACUACACGAUGCUGCCACUUGAGGCCCAGUCGCCGAGCCCCACGCUUUCGGCAACCCUCAUGCAAAUAAACGCUGCUUUAGUUUGUCGAGUUAGAUGCUUUUUAGAUGACCGAGUGAGGAAAAUGUCACUUUGCAGUGUGAAAAAGAUUUUUUUUUUUUUUUUUUUAAAGGAGCAGCAGUAAUACUUGAAAACCACACUCUGGUUGAUAUGUUGUUUUUCUCCAGAGCAAACACGGGCACUACUACUGGCCACUUAAAUCCAUGGCUGUACAACAUUCACCAUUUCGACAACACCCGCUUUUUGUUUCUAGGGAGCGUUCAUGCCACAAAAUGGCGGACGGCGGGCUUUUGUUUGCCAUUCGUUUUGCUCCCGUCAGUUCACAUGUCUUGCUGAAAUCUUUUUUUUAAUGUUUUACACACGAUGUUGAAGGCUGAAGACGCACGGAUUAAGCUAUGCGUACUGUGCAUUUUGAACGGUCGCCGUUGCGCGCGUUCUGUGUAAUCGCCGCAUCCCGUCAGCACACGCCGCUUUCAUCCGGGAGACUUAAAUUUGCGUUAUUACUCUUGUAUUAAUGUCUCCAUGACGUCAGCCAUGGCACCUGUUUGUCACUUCUGUGAAGUGAGUGUUCGGACCCCACCCCCUCCACUCUUAAACACCACACUUAAACGAGGUGCAGGGAAUAUUUUUCUACAUUUCUCACAAUCUCCUCCGACAGAAUACACAUAUCAGUCAGAUAAUAUGAAAGCUGAUUUCUUUUUUUUUUUUUUCCUGUUUAAAGAGACUUGGGUGACUCCGCCACUGUGUUUCAAUGCUGUAAUACUGUUCAAUGCAAAUAUUGAAAUCAUCUUUUGCUGAUUGUUUUGUCUCUUUCAAGUUGUAGCACCAAUGAAGGAUGAAGCCAGUGCGUCAAAUCUCCGAAUAUACUUUCGUGUUACACCCUCAAAAUUUAGAACAACGAUGAAGUUGGAUUAUGAGGGUUUUUUUCCUCAUAAGAUUGUGAUGAGAAUGAAAUUAUAAUAUUAAUGUCAAUAUUGCCCAUUUGAAAAAGUCAGUAGCCCACUACUUUUAAAGUGUACAUUGUGAAGAUUGUGUUGAUGUAACAAAAUUACAUUGUGAUUACCUUUUUGUAGUGUAACUGACAAUAAUACUUAAGUUAUAUAUAUUCCCCGCCCCCUUGUAAUAUUCUGACUUUAUUCUCUUACUUAAUUACAGACUUUUCCCAGAAUUAUACAAUGUUCUCUAAAAUUAUGACUACUUCUAUUCCAUCACGAUUUCAAUCUCAAGAUUAUGACCUCAAUUUUCCAGAUUUACUAACAUAAAAAUAAGAUUUUUUUUCCCCUGAAGAAUAUUGCAGGUAUUAGUUUUAAGUCUUUAAAAAAAUGCUACGUAACUGAAUUAUGACUUUUUCCCCUCAUAAGAUUCUGCUUAUUCUCAAAAAGACAAUUUUUAAAAAUGGAAUAAUCCUUUUUUUCCCCCCAGUAAUAAAACCUUUCCUCAUAAUAUGAUUACCCCAGUGCAUUUUGCUUUAAAAAAAAUAUUCAUUUUAUUUUUCCUGGCUAAAAUGUCAACUCGUUCCCUUGAUUUUUGUGGGGAAAUGCACCCUGGCUAAAAACGAAAAGAGGCUAUAAAAUUAUUAACAAUGAGAUGCACAUCUGUUUCGACCAAAAAAAAAAAAAAAAAAAGGAAUGCAUGGUGUACAAUCCAUCUCUUUAUGUUUCAUUGUGCAAUAUUUUCUCCGGAGGAAAAAAAAAAUCUAUGGUUGUUGGCCCACUUUUGAUAUUUCUUUUUUUAUGUUCCAUUGCUGGUGUGUAGUUUCUUUUUUUUAAAUUAUUAUUUAUGAGAUGAUUUCCUAAAGGAGUUAUCGUAUCUAUACAUACUGUACAUUGUGAUUUUUUUUUUAGAACAUUUUACUGCAUUUUGUUUUUCUUUUUUUUUUUUUUUUUUUUUUGCUUUUCUAGUGUAGCCUGAAUUGUGAGGUGUUGAGGCAAGUUUGUGACUUUUGAUUGAUCAAGUGUAGCCUCGUCAAGUCGUGUUUUUGUCAAGUUGUGCGUGCACGCGCGAUCGUUUAUUGAGGUUCGACCAAUCGCAUCAGUGUUGAGGUCCCCCCCCGGAUUUUGACAUGUUCACAUCAUUGUCACAUGCUCACCAACCUCCGAGUUCAGAAUUGCCGACGUGGACUUCGGAAGGUUUUUCAACCUGAUGUAGAUGGAAGAGGUUUAGGCUUUUCUUUAGAAAAGGUAUGUGCUAGGUAUUUGUAGGUGUUAGACAAAGAAAAAAAAAAAAAGGAAAAAAGUUGAACGUUUUUAGUGAAUGGAUUAGUAAGGCAUGCCAUGUAAAUUAUUUUAUAAUUGUAUAUGUCACACAGCUUUUGAAUAAAACAUCUU
Syngnathoides biaculeatus (alligator pipefish) is the source of this 8412-nucleotide messenger RNA. It is a transcript of the gene tulp4a, whose product is annotated as TUB like protein 4a. The transcript has 14 exons. Bases 642 to 5921 code for a protein of 1759 amino acids. Gene Ontology annotation, molecular function: protein binding. Lineage: Eukaryota; Metazoa; Chordata; Actinopteri; Syngnathiformes; Syngnathidae. The record is from RefSeq and is a predicted model, not a curated record.